Messenger RNA from Trichogramma pretiosum, 798 nucleotides. RefSeq lists its product as uncharacterized. The record is from RefSeq and is a predicted model, not a curated record. Bases 21 to 722 code for a protein of 233 amino acids. Lineage: Eukaryota; Metazoa; Arthropoda; Insecta; Hymenoptera; Trichogrammatidae. The transcript has 4 exons.
UAACAUAAUAGUCCGUAAUUAUGGAGAUGGAAAAUUUCAAGAUUCUGGAAGAAUUCGAGGAAGUGGUGGAGCUCGAUCCAAGCAAGGUAUUCAUUUUUUGGAAAAGAUCGCUGGUUCUGCUGUAUUCCGUUUGCACGGUGACGAGCUACGCCGUCGCUGGACUAUUUCGCAUCCUCUGGCGUGACUUUUGCCAACAUCACUGCCUCAUGUGGGCCCGAGUACACGCGGACAAGAAAUUGGCCCUGGCGUACUGGACGGCGAACGAGACGAGCAAUUGGACGGGCACGAAGAGCUCGUGGUCGGCCGACCCGAUGAUUUUCAAAGUCACCCAUAGUUAUGGCCGUAGUUACGGCCACCAACAAUUCGAUCAAUACUGCGACCUAUUUUUGUUCAGCGGCUUGCUGUCCUGCGCCACGUCCAUAAUCCUGCUGUACUUCGUAGUGACUUGCGGCAAGCGGAGACCCUGCUCGGCGCUGCGGACCUUCGUCGAGGGCAGUUAUCGAGGCACCUUCGACGUUUGCAUCGUGUACCGAAUGAUUCAAAUUGCCACGUCGUUGAUGCUCUGCUUCUGGAUCAGCAGUUCGCUCAUCUUGAUCUUGAGGAUGCUGUUCGCGGCCGACUUUAUCCUCAUGAAAAUCAGAGUCUACGAGGUACCCAAGACUAAGCGACAUUCAAUCGUCAAGGAGGUAUACAAGAAAAAGAGACAAAGCAGUUAUCGUUAAGAUGUAUAGAAAAUAAAGCAUUUAUCACAAGAGAAGAGCGUGUCUAAUUGCGUCCGAGUAAAUUUGAAGUUCAAUG